Messenger RNA from Archocentrus centrarchus (flier cichlid), 7145 nucleotides. It is a transcript of the gene cdk14, whose product is annotated as cyclin dependent kinase 14. The record is from RefSeq and is a predicted model, not a curated record. The transcript has 16 exons. Gene Ontology annotation, molecular function: ATP binding; cyclin-dependent protein serine/threonine kinase activity; cyclin binding. The coding region runs from base 508 to 2007 and encodes 499 amino acids. Gene Ontology annotation, cellular component: nucleus; cytoplasm; cytosol. Gene Ontology annotation, biological process: protein phosphorylation. Lineage: Eukaryota; Metazoa; Chordata; Actinopteri; Cichliformes; Cichlidae.
GGGCGGGGUAUGAGGGGGUCGAAACCGGAGAGAGAAUCCCAAAAAUGACAUCUAGAUUGUGGUGGAGCUGGGAGCGACCGGGACUGUGAGAAAAGAAAAAGAAGUCAGAUCUUGCGUUUGUUAGGAGCUUACCAAGAACGGCGCGCAGCGGAAUUACGCAUGCUUUCCACUUUGGAUGCCUCAGCGCGGGCUUUGCUGCCUCUUUUGGAAAUGUAGUUGCAUUCUUGAGUCAAUCUCAAGAAAGCAUUUGUUCUCACUAGUUGAUGAGAGAAGUGAGAGCCGCUGAGGCUCCGUUUCCUGCGUUUGCUAGCGCGCUGCAGCUGGGCUGAAGAAGCCCCGCAGGGCUGACUGAACACCGGUCCUCCUCCUCCUCCUCUUUCGUCUCCGCUUGAAACCCACAGCUAGUCCGCUGCCAAAGUCGGUGGGAGAGAAAUAAUAAUAAUAAUAAUAAUAAUAAUAAUAAUAAUAAUAAUAAUAAUAAUAAUAAUAAUAAUAACAACAACAAUAAUGUGCGACCUGAUGCCAGCCUCUCAACCCCCGGAGAAAAUCGGCAAAAUGAAAAAGUUGAGGAGAACUUUGUCUGAGAGUUUCCGGAGUAUUGCUUUCAAGAAGGAGGACAGCGGCUUUGAUGAGCCUUAUAUGACAGUGUCUGAUGAUGAGCGAGGGCAGAGGCUGCCAAGGCUUGGUAUGAAGAGAAGUCAGAGGGGGUUGGAGGCUGAGAUAUGUGUCACAAAGAUGUCCACACGCAGCUGCCAGGGAACAGACUCUGUCAUCAAGCCCCUGGACACCAUCCCUGAAGACAAGAAAGUGAGAGUUCAGCGUACGCAGAGCGGCUUCGACCCAUUCGAGAAGCCUGCCAGCCAGGUGAAAAGAGUCCACUCUGAGAACAAUGCCUGCAUCAACGCCAAGAGCUCAUCUGCUGGCAAAGAGUCCCCAAAACUACGCCGCCACUCCAGCCCUAGUUCUCCCACCAGCCCCAAAUUUGGAAAGGCAGAUUCCUAUGAAAAGCUGGAGAAGCUGGGAGAGGGUUCAUAUGCUACAGUUUACAAAGGAAAAAGCAAGGUGAAUGGAAAACUGGUGGCUCUGAAGGUGAUUCGUCUGCAAGAGGAAGAAGGAACACCGUUCACGGCCAUAAGGGAAGCAUCUCUUCUGAAAGGCCUGAAGCAUGCUAACAUCGUCCUCCUCCAUGACAUCAUCCACACCAAGGAAACCCUGACUCUGGUUUUUGAAUAUGUGCACACGGACCUGUGUCAGUACAUGGACAAACAUCCUGGAGGACUACAUCCAGACAACGUAAAGCUCUUCCUUUUCCAGUUGCUGAGAGGUCUGUCAUACAUCCACCAGAGGUACAUUCUUCACCGCGACCUGAAGCCCCAAAACCUCCUCAUUAGUGACACCGGAGAGCUCAAACUUGCUGACUUUGGCCUGGCCAGGGCCAAGUCAGUCCCCAGCCAUACCUACUCCAACGAGGUGGUGACCCUGUGGUACCGGCCUCCAGAUGUCCUGCUGGGAUCCACGGAUUACUCCACCUGCCUGGACAUGUGGGGAGUGGGCUGCAUCUUCAUUGAGAUGAUCCAAGGAGUGGCUGCCUUUCCUGGGAUGAAGGACAUCCAGGACCAGCUUGAGAGGAUAUUCCUGGUCCUUGGCACUCCAUCUGAGGACACAUGGCCCGGCGUUAACUCCUUGCCUCACUUUAAACCAGAUCGUUUUACGGUGUACAGCGCAAAGAAGAUCAGACAAGCUUGGAAUAAGUUGGGCUAUGUGGACCACGCUGAGGAGUUGGCCUCCAAGUUCCUCCAGUGCUUCCCAAAGAACCGGCUGUCAGCUCAGGCAGCACUGAACCAUGAAUACUUCAGCAACCUUCCUCCACGGCUCUGGGAGCUGCAGGACAUGUCUUCUAUCUUCACCGUACCAAAUGUCAAGCUGCAGACAGAGAGCGGGGACAGCAUACAGGUGUGUGCACGAAGGAACAGUCAUGGAAAGGCAUCCUCUGGCAGCAAACACUGACCUGAGGCAGCAUCCUGCACACGGCUGCCUGACAGGUGGCUGUUGUGGAAAGAAAAAAUGGAGACAGAUGCUGACAUUGAGGAUCCAGAGAAAUGCAAGAGCCCCAGUUCUCUUUAUUUAUUACCUUCACAAUAUAUGUGAGUGUGGGUGUGGGUGUGGGUGGGUGUGUGUGUGGCGUGUGCAUCAGGAAGAGAGCAAGCAUUGGGCAUGUGUGCAUUCUGAUCAGUACCUAAGAUAUAAGGCUAUCAUUUGCAAAUUUUGUUUACUUUUUAUAAGGUUCCAAUAACUCAUAUAUCAUUGUCUCAGUAUAAACAAAAGGACUUUACUCUUGGUACAUAUUGUGUUUUGUGUUUGUAACUAGCCUCCUAUUUAAGAAUGUAUAUUUGUAUGUAUGAUAUACUCAUCUAGAAACUAUAUAAUGGACAGUUUUAAUAUUGCUUCAUCUUGUCACCACUAUAUUGCUCUUGCCAUUACAUACAUGCACUAAUGCAGUCAGUUCAAAGAAAACAAUGAAUGCUAAAGUUUUUCACUUCUGUUUAACUCUCAUUUGUGGAACUGUAGAAAACAACAAUAAUAAUGUUAUAAUAAUGAUGAUCAUAGAGGGCUUUCAGGUAACACACUCUGGCAGCCAUACUGGAGGUCCUUGGUUCUUUUGUAGCUUAAAUAGCACCUGCUUUAAAGCUUUAACUUACUGUUUAAUGGACUGUACACAACAUAGUAGCUCACUGUUUCCAUUUUGCUAUCAGCAAAACCCAUAAAGAGCAAAUCUGGUAGGUAGUAGUAAAUAAGAAUCUUUGUCAGGUGUUUCUCUUCCUAGUUUAUCAGUCUGUGUGGGUAAAAGUUGGACACAACUAAAAGCAAACACAUUUUUACAAGCUUGCUUUGGUAGUUUCAACCAUGAUUUUCAUCAGUUAUAUGAGUAUUCACUCACAGGUACUGUCACAGAGUAAAUAGCAAUACAUAUUCAAGGUUAGAAGAAGGUACUCUGAGCUUCUCCCUUAUUUUCCAAGGGGUCACCACCACAGAUAGGUCCACGUGUUUAGUUUGGCACAGAUUUUGUACCAGAUGCCCUUCCUGACACAUUUAUUCAGGCUUGGGACUAGAACUAGGAAUACUCUAGGUUGUAAUCCCCCUGAGGCUGGAUUUGUGUCUCCUCCCAGUCUCAAACUAGGUUCCUUUUGUAUGUAAGGCAAAUGUGUUAACCGCUACCAUGGAGCCACUAAAUGUUAUGCAAAAGGCACUGGAGCAGAUUUCAUGAAGCUCAAAUUUGACCCAAAGCCCAAAGAACUUAUUAAUAGAUUCAGAUAACUUUCCUUAAAACUGCAAAUUAUUUUGGUCUUUGGUGGAGAAUGCACUCUCCAGUUUAAUUCAGGAUCCAGUAUGUUCAUUUCACCUUUUGGCUGGUGGUCACCAUUUGGUUCCAUUAUCUCAUUGCAACCUCUUAUUCUACACUGGUUUAGGGGUAUUUGACUGGAUAAUUGUUGCCUGCAGCUGUUUAUCUCAACAAUCCAACUAAUGAAUGAAACCAGCAUUAAUGAGCAUUAUCUUUGGCUGGUUUUCCUGGAAUGCAGUCCAAAUGCACACAUUUAAACAGAAACCAGCCAAUUCUUGAAGUUUCAAAACUGACGUGACAUUAUCAUCGCUCAAAAAAGAACACGUAAUAGGCACGUGCAGUGGACUGUGCAAGAAAUGUGAGAUAAAAUAUUUUGUCAGUGGGUGUACAACUGAAGUGAAGAGGCUUUAGGAUCUGGUACCUAACUCUCACAAUGUGUAUGUCAGCUGGCUUGUCUCCCUCUUUUUCUUCUACUGAACUAUAAAAAUCUAGGUUAGAUGUGGAUUCAAUCAUUUGCAAUAAAAAGCAGGUGUUAUUAUUGUUGACUUGUUGUAUUUAAUUGAACUUUGAAAUCGGUUUGUGAGUAGUAUUCUGUCAGAGUCCAUCAGAGUCAUGGCCAAAACUUCCAAAGUAAGACUUUGGUUGUAGGAAAAUAUUAGUAAUUUAGUAUUUCAGUGGACCUCCAUGAUGGAACCCCGUGUGACCAGUUGUUUUGUUGCAACUUGAAAAGCUUCUCUAAUCCAAAAAUGAUCUCUGCUGAAGAUGUUGACAGUGUACACGUAACACAACAGGGACGGCACCAACCAGUGUGCGCAUACUGUGUUUAACAACAGCUGUUUAAUGGAAAUGUGUGCAUGUGCUAGUGUGUGCGAGUGUAUUAAACAUGGGCAAUAGCAAAGCACUGGUGCUUCCAUCCAUGUAUAUGAGCUAAUGUACAAAAGAUAAAACACAGAGGCACAGGCAGUGGGGCCUGUUGCCUGAUCCUGCCCACGACAAUCCUUCUUUUUACUUCAUCUGUUACUAACAAAAUAUCUGCAAUAUUCUAUCAAACACAGAGGAUCUGUGUCAAUAAGGGUUUUUCAUCUUCGGCGUCAAAUGUUACAGAUCUGGAAAUUUUCUUUUCUGACAAAUUAGAAUGAGUGAUUUGGAGAGUGUGUGUGUGUGUGUGUGUGUGUGUGUGUGCAGUAUGUGUAGAGUAGCUACACAUAGUAAGAGGUGGUGAUUAACUUUGUUCAGUCCCUAUACCACCAACAUGUGCUCUCAAGCAGAGACUUUCCCAACAUGUUCUACAUGUUUUGUAACUUUUUAUGACACCGUGAUGAAGGUCAACUGUAGGGUGUCAUCUGCAAAGAUCUUUAUACUGGGGUUUGUCUUUCUUUUGGUGUUUUGUGUGCAGGUAUCUGAAUAUUUCAGCUUAGACAUAUGGUGAUGAUUGUGAGGUACUACCGAUUCAAUGGCUUCCUCUUUACCAGUCCAUUUGAAAGUGACUGAAACAAUAAUAUUGGCCCUGCACUGUUGAUUAGCCAAAAAUCUGAAGCCAUGGACAAAUGGAAACUGUGGAUGCUCAUGGUGUUACUCCACAGCCUCUCAAACACACACACACACUAAUACACACAUAAUAGAGAUGUCUUGCUUGUCAGAAUAUUUCCUCACAGCCAUGUAGACUAGUCAGCUGUAUAACCCUGCAGCCACACCAUGCAUCCCUUUGGCUGAUUUCUGCAUUGCUGUCACCUUCAAGGCCAGCUUCAGAUUUGAUUUUUUUUUUUCAUGUCUUUCUUCCAUACAAUGUUUACAUAAUGUAAUAAUCCCUCUUCUUCAUGUGGUGAUACGUUCAAAGAGCAAGUAUUCAAAGAUCAGCUGUCGCUAGCAUGAAGCUUUUGCAGCUAGCUGCUUCAGUUACUACAAUGAGAUGUAGUUUUUAGGAGCUGUGAGCCACUGGGUUGGGAUACUUAUGUUCUGUUCCUUGAGCUGUAAGUGGACAGUGGUCUGCUGCCAUGUUAGCUGUACCGCUUACCUCACAUAAGUUGAUCAAGGCUAACAUAAGGAGGCAGAAACAAUGAAGGCAUAAAAAAUAACAGCAAAAAUGCUCAGUGUGGAGCUAUGAGGAAACUGUCACCAACCUCGCAUUAUAGAUGUAACAGCCAAAAAGGCCAUGUAUCCAUCUUGUUUUCACUAUGGUUUUACCUCAUUAAAGUUGCACUGCACUAGAGAUUUGCCACCACCAUUUAUGAUGUACCCAACUCUUUAGUUUCACACAUGCAUUUUUUUUUCUUGUUCUUUUGCCCUCUAGUUGGAAACUUGGUGAAUAUUUGUGCUUUAUUUGCUGCUAACUACAAUUUUCAGUUGAACUUUGGAGUGUAUUUUGGCACAGAACAAAGACUGAGGAUUUUGCCCCUAUUGUUUACUUGAUGAAGGAAUCACUUCUGACCUGAGUGCUGAGAGGAGGGAUGAUUACAACGAUUUGUAAUUCUUUUACUGUGUGUGUAGCAUGUGAGUAUUGUGUGCGCAGAGUGACUUGAAAAUAUCAGAGCCCAACCUUUAAAGGGGGUAAACCCACUGAAGAGAAGGAAGUGGAGCCGUGUAUCACGUUUUAUCACGACUGCGCUCCAGUCCAGCUUCUUCAGCCACAGAGAGGGUGGCUCUGAGGUGAAUGGUUAUGGGCUAAACUAUCUCAACAGCAUUGUUUUUUGUUUUUUUUUUCUUAAAACACUUCAACAAAAAAAAUCUUUGCCCUACAUUUCAGCCUGUAUGGUUGCUGUUAUGCACUGGCUUGGCCCUUAAUAAUAAAUAUAUGAAUAUAAAUAUAUAAACCCUAACUUUGCCUAAUGCAGAGCAAACCGGCCUUCCUCACAAAUGUAAAUAUUGUCCCUGGGUUUGAAUUUUUAUUGCAGAUAGGAGAGCGCAUAGGAACGCUGUACUCUGAGUUAUCUUGCGGCUUUUCAGUGUCAUCCCCAGGCUGUGAUUGUGCGGCAGGAAAAAAAGGGGAAGCAAGGCGGUGGGUAAUGCCAGUAAAGCAGCGUGACAGAAGAGGGUUAAUACCAUCGAGCUGUGCUAAGAUUGCCCAGCCUCGUGUGGCUUUAAGGGAUUGCAGGCAGUAUUAGCAGCUGAAUAAUUAUUUUUGGUAUGUUUCUCCCUGUGUGCACACGCUCAGUGUGGCAUAUACCCCCCCCCCCCGAAAUGCAGUCUUGUAUAAAACCUAUAUUUUUGAGUCCUGUGUAGGCAGAGUUCAAGCUCUGUUUAAACUUGAAUGUGCUUCAUAUGGUUCAUAUAAAGCCCAGUGAAGGUGAGACUAGGUGGAAUUGCACAUUUAGCACUGUGACAGAGAAGGAAGAGAAAUCAGUAGAAAGAUGGAAAUUGAUGAGGUGAAGUGACGCUUCCACUACCUUUGUAUACAGGGUUGCAAAUGUCCCCUUAAUGCUAUUAAAGAGAAGUAAGUCAUAUAUGAUUGUACGUAUAUGAUGGGUAUAAAUAUAAGGCAUCUAUUUUUGACAUUCUUUGUCAUGUGGGCAGAAGUGGUGUGAACAGGAAAAACAGAGGUUGGAGCCGAUGUGCAUCCUCGCUGUGCUCAAUGAUGAGUCUGUGUUUGCAACUUUUUUUGGUAAAGCUUCUCUUUGCAUUUUUCUUUUGUAUGCUGCACUGAAAAUCCGUCAUUUUCACGAGUGGUUUGGAAAACAGAAGUGUCAGUCACUUCAUCAAGUGAAAUAUUAUAGUAUACAGUAGAGUAGCUGUUGCAUUAUUUGUUACAACCUGUAUGUAAUGUUAUUAUGGAAGAUGUAAUGUCCUUCUGUAAAUGUUGUUUAAUGUU